AUGUUUGUGAGGAAGGCCCCUUUUUUCUCCGGUGCUAUACUUGCUGAAAAGUCGCGUUUCUUCAAGAAAACCCGGAGAUCUUUCCCAGUUCUUAGUCGGCAGCAACAAACUUCCAUUUUCCAAGCGGAGUCGUACGAACUCGCAGAAGAAACGACGAGCGAGUUGUUGACGGAAAACUUCGCCGCGAGCCACAUAAUUCUGCAGCAAUCUUCGGGACCUCGUUCCCGACACAAAAGCUGGGUCAGCAACGACGACGCCGACAGCGACACGGAUUCCUACAUCUGUUGCGUUGCUAAUGAAGAAAAAAAUCGCGACGAACCUUCCGGCGAUUCAUGUGCCUCAUCAUCUUCACCGGAAGAUGAAGCCACAGAAGAAGAAGAAGAAGAAGAAGGAGAUUCCGCUUCGAAUGAUAACCAUCAGCAAUCAACCUCCUUAUUAUCAUCGUCAUCAAUGGAAUCCACUGAUUCAGAAUCCGAAGACGAAGUGCAAUCGUCGGAGACGUUGACUGAACCGGCUCAAGUGGAAAACGUGCAACUCCACGAAGAAUGUUCGUCAAUAAAUGAUCCUGAAACUGUUGAGGAGACUUCGGAAAAUUCGGAUUCGUUGGAAUUCGAAGAAAACUUUCCAACCCUUCGAGUUAAAGAAUACUCGCCGAUAGCAGAGGGAAAUUAUGAAAAUAACGCGGAAAUAUGCCAAAAAGACGAAGAGGAUGCCGAGACAUCGAUCGAAAUCCGGAAUUCACUCGAAUCAAAGAGGAAACCUCGAAAAGUGUCCUUCGAGGAUGAAAGAGAAUCGCUGACUGGCAUCAAAACCUCCGAAAUAAUGGGCAAAAACGUCUGCAGGAAACAAAUUGAUUUUGGAAUCGAAUGCGGAGAUCAACCGGGGUCUCAGAAAUUACCGUUUGAUACCAGCACCAAGCCUGUCAUCAUCACCAAGUCCUUGGACACGGAAGGCAUCGAAACUGAGGAAAUCGUGCUGGAGGUCAAGGCUGACGGAGUCCCCAGACCGAGUAUCAGAUGGUUCAUUGGGGAAAUGGAAAUUGAAGAAACGUAUCGCAUCAAGAAGUUCGAAGAUGAUUCGGACAACACGUACCAACUCCGCAUUGCAGCGCUUAAAGCCGAAGAUGCUGGCGAAUACGAAUGCGUAGUUGAGAACAUGCUCGGGGAGGCCAGGCUCAAGGGCAAAGUUACUGUCAAAACUUUGAAGGAACUGAGACAUCCGAAGAUCAUGGCGAACCUGAUUGACCAGACGGUGAUGAAAGGCGAACCAUUCCGCCUCAAGGCGUCAAUUCGCGGAGAACCCACCCCGGAAGUGCACUGGUUCAAGGAUGGCAAAAUUGCGAAUGAGACGGACGGGGUUGAAAUUUUGCGCUGCGAGGAUGGGUUCACUUACGAAAUCGCUGUCGAAAAGGCCUCAGAGAAACACCACGGGAUGUACGAAGUGUCGGCCAAAAAUGAGUGGGGCGAAGCUGAAAGUCAGGCAACUGUGACGGUGCUUAUCAAGCCUGAAAUCUACGAGAUCCCGAACGUCCAAGUGGAUCAUUCGGACAACGUGACAAUCUCUGGCACUGUCGUCGCCAAUCCCAAGCCCAAGAUCACAUGGUUGAAAAAUGGAGAACCUUGGACACUCGAUGCUCAGCGAAUGAAAGCUUAUGAAGAAGCCACAGACACUCAUUCGUUGGUCAUUAAACAACUAAUCGACAUCGAUAAAACAGAGACGAAUGACGGAGCAAAUUAUACACUGGUGGCGGAAAAUGAACACGGAAAAAGGGAGCAAACAUUCAAGCUUCACAUCAAUCAAACCAAGCCCAUUUUCCUGGUGCCCGUAACCGAUUUCGAAAUUGGCGUCGGAGAUUCAGCCACGCUUUUCGGAAAGGUCACUGGAAUUCCAAAGCCUACUCUCAAAUGGACAAAAGAUGGUUCCGAGGUCGAAUACAGUGACCAGAUUGUGGAACGAGAAGGCGAAGACCAGUCUUACGAGCUGUUUUUCAAGGAAGUGAAAAAGGAGGAUUUCGGGAUGUACACCUUGACAGCCACGAACUUGUUCGGAGUUGCCGAAAGCACGGCUGAGCUGAGUUUGCCGAAAUCUCCGCCAAAAGUGCUGGAAGAACUACAGCCGAGAAUGCGAGUCAAGGAGGGAGAACCCAUGGUUUUACAAAUGAAAUUCGACAAGCUUUCCGGAUCGGAAGUAAAAUGGUACAAGGACGGGCACCCUGUCAUCCCUGACGGAAGGAUCCGCAUUGAAAGCCUGCCUGAUGGAACCCAGAAGCUGAUCAUUGAUCAAACCAUACGAAGAUUAAACCUAGUAGGAGAAGGUCUAAACGGACCGUUCGGCGGCAAGCACAGCCCUUACUGUCUGCACCACCUCCACCAGCUCCCGGUCCUUAACUUUAACUACGAGCCUGUGGGUGGAACCCCGUUCCCGGACGCCAGCUGGAAUAAAAACGGCGUCCCUCUGACCUCGCACGACGCCGCCCGAGUCAACAUCAUUAAUCAGAACGGCAAGGAAUUUUACAAGCCUUACACCUGUAAAGAAUUGGUAGAGUUUGCUGAAAUAGACCUUGUCAAUUGA
This is a messenger RNA of Notodromas monacha, 2571 nucleotides long. Lineage: Eukaryota; Metazoa; Arthropoda; Ostracoda; Podocopida; Cyprididae. The record is from the annotation of a GenBank genome assembly.